AUGGGUCAAGAGGGUUCGAGUCCAGUAGACGAGAGUGCACCCUCCAAAACUCUGGAGAGCAGAACCGUCGAUGGACUCGCCAAAUACAUCCGGGAUGGACAUGCAAAGCGCAUCGUUGUCAUGACUGGCGCAGGCAUCUCGACAAGUGCUGGCAUCCCUGAUUUCCGCUCGCCCAACACUGGUCUCUACGCCAAUCUUGCUAGACUCAACUUGCCGUAUGCUGAGGCUGUUUUCGAUAUCUCCUUCUUCAGGGAGAAUCCUACCCCCUUCUACACGCUAGCUCACGAGCUCUACCCUGGAAAAUAUCGUCCAACGGUCACACAUUCGUUCAUUCGUUUGCUGCAUGAAAAGGGUCUGCUACUCAAGCUAUUCACGCAAAACAUCGACUGUCUGGAACGCGAGGCUGGUGUACCCGACGAGUCCAUCAUCGAAGCUCAUGGCAGUUUCGCACGUCAGAGCUGCAUCGACUGCAAGAGCCCAUACCCUCAGGAAGAUUUGAAGGAACAUAUUCAAGCCAAGACCAUUCCGCGUUGUCAAAAAUCUAGCUGCAACGGUCUGGUGAAGCCUGAGAUUGUCUUCUUCGGUGAACAGCUACCUAGCGCCUUCUUUGACAACAUCGAUGUGCCAACAGAAGCCGAUCUUUGCAUCGUUAUGGGCACUUCUCUGCAAGUACAGCCUUUCGCAAGUCUACCCAGUGCUUGUAAAUCAGGCGUGCCCAGAGUCUUGAUCAACAUGGAAAGAGUCGGAGGUCUUGGCUCACGCUCCGACGACGUCCUACUGCUAGGUGACUGUGACGCAGGUGUUCGAAAACUCGCAAAAGCCAUUGGAUGGGAGGACGAACUCGAAGACAUCUGGGCAAAGACGGAUCCCGAAUACGUUGCUGGCAGGCCCAUCAAGACAAAAGACGAGAUUGCCAAGGAGGCAGCCAAAAAAUCACGCGACGAAAAGUUCCAGGAUGAGGUCGACAAACUCACAAAGGAAGUCGACAAGACAUUGGAUGCAUCCAAAUGGCAUCAGGAACAAAUCAGAAGGGAUCACCUUGAUGGAAAGGCUGAAUCCACGCCACAAGACCCAAUCAAAAGUGAGAAAACCAUGCGCUACGACGAGAACGCCGAUGACAAGCAAAAGGCACCUACCAAUGGUCUCGGUCAUGUUUUCCCUCACAUCAACGAAAAGUCUUCGCUAUGA
This is a messenger RNA of Aureobasidium namibiae CBS 147.97, 1188 nucleotides long. RefSeq names its product NAD-dependent deacetylase sirtuin-2. Bases 1 to 1188 code for a protein of 395 amino acids. Gene Ontology annotation, molecular function: histone deacetylase activity, NAD-dependent; NAD+ binding. Lineage: Eukaryota; Fungi; Ascomycota; Dothideomycetes; Dothideales; Saccotheciaceae. The transcript has a single exon. The record is from RefSeq and is a predicted model, not a curated record.